Parathielavia appendiculata is the source of this 760-nucleotide messenger RNA. RefSeq lists its product as uncharacterized. The transcript has 2 exons. Bases 113 to 703 code for a protein of 196 amino acids. NCBI's taxonomy places the organism in Eukaryota, Fungi, Ascomycota, Sordariomycetes, Sordariales, Chaetomiaceae. The record is from RefSeq and is a predicted model, not a curated record.
GCAAGCCACAGGCAUGCAGAGAGGAAUAACAGCUGGCACACAAAGGCCGCGAUGUCAUUUGAUUGCAUAUUUUGAUAGCUGGUACUACCUUCCGUUUUAUCCCGUGACUUCCAUGUCAUUCCCGCUUGCGUCCCUUGCUACGAAGCGAGAGCCGUCAUUGCAGCAAGCUGCCGAAUCGCGACAGCCAGACUCUACCGCCUGUCCAAAACAUCACCACCCAGUUCUGGCAGAUUCAAAACAUUACCAGACCGCUCUCGGAGGUGCCCCACGUCAUCGACCUCAACAGAGUGUCAAAGACUUCCGAACCAGCGCGAAGCCUCGCGCGCAGAGAACAAACACCAAGCUGCUCCCUCGAGACGGCGUUGCGUGUCUUGACACCCCGUACGGCGACGCACCCAGCAUCGGUGAAUGCCAAAGACUCUGUGAACACUUUCUGGGCCAACACACGCACGUCGUGACCCUCAAUCCGGUGCAUAUGAUCACCUAUUGGACCGGCAAUGCCAUGUUCGGACUGGCCAAUCUCGACCCUUGCAACGCGCGCAGUGUCCAGCACGGGGUCUUGAGACUCUGGUGCUCCGAUAUGCUUGAGCGGUGCAUCGCCAAUGAAAUGGACGGCUACUACGAUGCAGAGAGCUACCAUAUGGCUGCUGCACUCACCGGGGACGAGGCGAUGCCGCCCUAUUAUUUCGACGAUCACUGCUGAACUCUACCUGUACCUUACACACCAUGCUGGCCUUCUGUCGCUGUUCUUUCGUCUUGC